AUGCUCUUCCUUAAACCGGACCCCACUGAGCCCAAACUCGCCGCCGCCGCCGCCGUUGACGACGACUACUCGUUCCACAACAAUGGCGCAACCGAAGCAGCAGCGACAACAACGGGGUCCGACACGGACGACUUCCGCGCCAUCGACCCGCACAGCGGGGUCAAGCGCGGGCUCAAGACGCGCCACCUGUCCAUGAUGGCGCUGGCGGGGAUCAUCGGCCCGGGCUUGCUGAUCGGGUCGGGCGGCGCGCUCAGCGCGGGGGGGCCGGCGUCGCUGCUGAUCGGCUUCGGCGUGAUCGGCAUCGUGGCCUUUUCCAUCAUGCAGAGCCUGGGCGAGCUGACGACGCUGUACCCGACGGGCGGGGCGUUCACGGCGCUGAGCGACCGGUUUGUCGACAAGGCGUUCGGGGUGGCGCUCGGGUGGAAUUACUUCGUGGUGUGGUUCUGCGUGCUGGCGAAUGAGUAUAAUGUCAUUUCGAGCAUCAUGGUGUUUUGGAGUGAUAAGGUGCCCAUUUGGGGGUAUUUUCUCAUAUUUUGGUUUGCGUUCCUGGGGUUUCAGUUGCUGGGCGUCGAGACGUUUGGAGAGGCUGAGUUUUGGCUGGCGCUCAUCAAGAUCAUUGGACUCAUCGCCUACUUCCUCUUUAGCAUCGUUUACGCCUCGGGGGGCGUGAAAGGGGCCGAUGCCAUUGGCUUCCGGUACUGGCGCGAUCCAGGGGCUUUCACCGACGGCUUCAGGGGCGUAGCGUCCGUUUUUGUCUUUUGCAGUACCUUCUACGCCGGGGUCGAGUCCGUCGCCGUUGCCGCCACCGAGACCAAGAACCCACGCCAUGCUGUGCCCUUAGCCAUCCGCCAGGUCUUCAUUCGCAUCGUCGUCGUGUACAUGGGCAGCGCCUUCUUCUUCGGCCUGACGUGCCCUGCUAAUUCCCCGGGCCUUGUUGGCGGGUCGAGCCGGGCACUCCGGAGCCCGAUGACGAUCGCCAUUCAGAACGCGGGCUGGGACGCCGGCGUUCACCUCAUCAACGCCUUCAUCUUCGUCACCUGUCUCAGCGCGGUCAACAGCUCCAUCUACAUCGGCAGUCGCACCCUCCUGUUCAUGGCGCAGGACGGCAAGGCGCCUCGCUUCCUGGGCUGGACCGACAAGCGCGGAGUGCCGAUCCCGGCCAUCGUGCUUACCAACCUCUGCGGCGCCCUCAGCAUGAUGAACGUCAGUACCGGCGCGAGCAAGGCGUACACGUACAUCGUCAACCUCAGCGGCGUGUCGACCUUCCUCGUCUGGGGCGCCAUUAGCUUGACACAUAUCCGCUUCCGUGCCGGGUGGAAGGCCCAGGGCCACAGCGAGAGUGAGCUGCCGUUUGUGUCGCUCUGGUAUCCCUGGAACGCGUAUUUUGGACUGUUUGCCAACGUCUUCUUGGCCCUGAUUCAGGGCUGGUCGACGUUCGCCCCGUUUGACGCGGGCUUGUUUGUCGACGCAUACAUCCUGCUGCCGCUGUUUGGCGUCAUCUAUGUGGUGUACAAGCUCAUCUUUAAGACCAAGCUGUGGAGGUCCCAUGAGAUGGAUCUGCAGUCUGGGAGGCGGAGGGAUUUGGACGAGGGGAAACACCUGGACUACGGACAGAGCAGCGGGGCGCAGCCAUGGUGGAGAAGGAUAUGCAAGAGCGUAUGA
Chaetomium strumarium is the source of this 1662-nucleotide messenger RNA. RefSeq names its product amino acid permease/ SLC12A domain-containing protein. The record is from RefSeq and is a predicted model, not a curated record. Gene Ontology annotation, biological process: amino acid transmembrane transport. The transcript is spliced from 3 exons. Gene Ontology annotation, molecular function: amino acid transmembrane transporter activity. Lineage: Eukaryota; Fungi; Ascomycota; Sordariomycetes; Sordariales; Chaetomiaceae. Bases 1 to 1662 code for a protein of 553 amino acids. Gene Ontology annotation, cellular component: membrane.